AUGCCACAAGAUUCAGUCCGCCCAACUUCCGGGGCUGCAGCUUCCCUGCAAGCUACCGACCACUCCCACAACAUCAUCAGCUGCGCACGCAGCAAACAGUGGCAAUCUGCACUGCAUCUUCUUGCUGGACGGCUGGGGUGCCACAGUGGAGUGGCAGUUUGCGCAGCCAUCACCGCUUGUGCCUCCCAUGUAGCCUGGCCCCAGGCGCUUCAGCUGCUCAGGGACCUGGACCACUCGUUUCUGGAGGCGAACAUUGUCCACGUCAGCGCGGCCAUCACGGCCUGUGAUAAGGGUGGUGCUUGGAAGCAGUCGCUUUGUCUGCUUUCUGGCGUCGAGGGACGAAGUCUGGAAGUAGAUGUCAUCGUGGUGAACUCGGCCAUCAGUGCGUGUGCCACUGCAGCAGUCUGGCACCAGGCCUUGCAGCUUUUCCAUGGGCUGUGGAAGCUGGGCUUGAAGUCUGAUGUGGUGUCCCACAACGCGUUGAUCAGCAGCCUCGAGAAAGGUGCACAGUGGCAGCUGGCCAUGUGCGUAUUGGAUGAGAUGAACCGCAGUGCGGUAGAAGCCAACACCAUCACCUACAACUCCUGCCUAAGCGCUUGCGUCCGCGGUGAAGAGUGGCAGAAGGCCCUGCACAUUUUUUGGAUGCUGCGGCAGGAGUCGGGGUUGCAGCCCAGCAUCGUCUCCCUCACUGCUGCUGUCACUGCCUGUGCUGCAGGCGACAAGUGGCAAGCAGCGAUUCUGCUUGCAGCUUCGCCAGCAUCAUCGACAAACGCAAAGCCAGCCGCAGCUGCUUGCAAUGCUGCGAUUUCCGCUUGUGGCAGCUGCGCGAAGUGGCGGCAUGCACUGGCUUGUUUUGCGGACGCUCUGUCUCGCAAGAUGCGCCCUGAUGUCAUCACAGUCAGUGCUGCAAUCAGCGCCUGCGAGAAAUCCGCGGAGUGGCAGCAGGCGUACGAGUUGUUUGGCGGUUUGCAGCGGCUGUGGCUUCAGCCAAAUGUGGUGGCUGCUGGAGCAGUCAUCAGUGCCCUCGAGAAAGGGGGCGAGUGGCAGAGAGCUCUACAUCUGCUGAUGGAAAGCUGGAGCAGCGGGGUGCAGGUCAACACUGUGGUCCUGAAUGCAGCAGUGAGUGCAUGUGAAAAACGUGGGCAGUGGCAGAUGGCAUUGCACGUGCUGUGCUAUUCCGUUGGCAACGGGAUCGAAGCGGAUGUUAUCUCUUACAGUGCGGCCAUCAGCGCCUGUGAAGAAGAAGCUCAGUGGCAAGCUGCACUGCAGCUGCUGCAAGACUUGAGAAGCAGCUAUUUGGUGGCGAACGUGGUGGCACUGACCGCAGCGAUUAGCGCUUGUACUAAAGGCAGGAACUGGCAAAGUGCCAUUGCUUUGUUUGCCGAACUCCGUGCAGCAGCACUGCAGCCUAACAUUGCCAGCUAUGAUGCCGUUCUUCUAGCAUUGGACGAGUCUGCGCGCUUCGAGGAGGCGCUCUCGCUUUUUGAAGAGUUGAAGACGGUCUCCAUCGAGGCCGAUUCGUUCCUGUACCGCUGCAUGCUCAACCUGUCCGAGAGAGCCGGUGAUGGCGUCUUUGCACGAAGCUGCCUUCGCGACCUCGAGAACAUGGCUUGGCAUGCGGCAGCGAAAAAAGGAAGCUCUUGUUCAUUCGUUUUCAGGACCAAAGGUAUUCUGUGCUUGGGGCAGUAG
Molecule: messenger RNA, 1689 nt
Organism: Symbiodinium sp. CCMP2456
Lineage: Eukaryota; Dinophyceae; Suessiales; Symbiodiniaceae
Source: the annotation of a GenBank genome assembly